This is a messenger RNA of Salmo salar (Atlantic salmon), 3375 nucleotides long. RefSeq names its product insulin-like growth factor 3 (gene igf3). Gene Ontology annotation, biological process: cell population proliferation; regulation of protein phosphorylation; positive regulation of cell population proliferation. The record is from RefSeq and is a predicted model, not a curated record. NCBI's taxonomy places the organism in Eukaryota, Metazoa, Chordata, Actinopteri, Salmoniformes, Salmonidae. Gene Ontology annotation, cellular component: extracellular region. Gene Ontology annotation, molecular function: hormone activity; insulin-like growth factor receptor binding.
GUAAUUAACGAUGUGGUGGGAAUGCAGUCUCCGCGACCAUGGGAACAUUGCCUUUUAAAAGUGGAUAGUGGAUCUUCAGCGCUGCAAAUUGAAUAGAGCCAGCCCUUAGUGUCUAAUACUUUUCUCUAAUCAAUCAUAGUGUGCAAAGUAAAGGCUUACCUUGGCCUAUACAGUGUAACAGGCUUUGUAAGCACUGGAGGUCAUCCUGGGUUACAGUAUUUUACAACCUGCAAAACAUUUUCAAUUAUCCUGGUCCCAGAUUUGAUCUGAUCUUGUUUGGCAUGACAAUGAGAGGCAGGAAGUUGGCAUGAUAGUACUUUUGAUUUGGACACGAUCCAAUAGAUUACACCCUUUCUCUUUCGGCCAGGGAGGAUGCCUAGAAUGGAGGGAGGGAGCUACUGAGCUACUGGUCCUUCCCCCUCUGGUUGUGAGUAUAAGACUGCAGUUCCAAGGCCUUACUGCCUCUACGACUGGACAGAAAGACAGACAGACCGACCGACAAGAUGCACUCCUCUGAGCCCUCACUACACUGGUCGUCUGCCAGAGGAUGCACACUGAAGGUGCUAUGUUGGCGGAGCGUUGGUGUGCUGUACUCCAUAUUGUGCCUUGCAGCUCUACCAGACCAUGCAGAGUCAAGAGCACGCUGUGGAUCUGAACUUGUUGCCCACCUAGAGUUUGUGUGCGGAGACCGUGGAUUUUACAGAGCACCGAACGGACUUCGAUCCACCCGAGGGAAUGGUCCUCGCCUCAGAGGGAAUGGGACUCGGAUGAGAGGGAAGGGAAUUGUGGAGCAGUGUUGCUUAAAGGCCUGCGACCUGCAGCAUUUGGAGAGCUACUGCGCAAAGCCAAAGCGGACCCGACGUCACGCUCCCCUCACGUCUCAGCAAGUUAUGGAGGAGCAAUUUCAGACUGUUUUUCGGAGGAGAAUAAUGAACCACUGGAAACUUGAGUCAAGUCAUGAUGAACAGAGGCAGACCCACAGUGUGCAUCAUCAAAAUAAAGUGCAUUAUGUACACCAGAGACCUCAAAGGGUUAGUGCUGAGGGGAACACAGCAAAAACACCAGACAAGGAUUCCCUCAGACUCAAGAAAUCCCUUCAAAGCAGCAGCAGCAACAACAACACGGCCAUUGUGAUCUUUGACCUUUUUUGAGUCCAGUAUUUCAACAAACUGAGAUGAACAGUCUGAACUCGGCACAAAAUAUCUCUGAUCUUUUUAUUCUUGGCUGUGCGACUGACAAGUCAAUCCAGUACACCCAAUGCACUUUAAAACACUAGGCAGAGGAACUAAGAAAAAAAUACAAUGAUCUAGUUCUGCUUUGUCAUGUUAUAAAUUAAACAUUGAUAUUUUGGGUAUAUACUAAAUUAUGCGUAAGUUGCAGGACUUGUCCUGGAAUCGUUCUGUACCCCUGAUGUUCUUUAGCAGCAUGCCAAAUAGUGUACAUUUGUUUCGAUUCUUCUUGCAUUCUAACAAUAGCACAAUUAUGUGAAUGCAUUAUAAAUAAAGGGGAAGAAGUUAUCAAAAAUAAUUUGCAUUCCAGAAGUAAAAAGUAUUUACAAUAAAAUUGUGGUAUCAUACCUAGAAUAAUUCAACCCAAUCGGUAAUUACAAUAUAUAGUUCCUUAUGAAAGAAGCAAGUAAUUCACAGGUUAUUAUGACAAUUUCACCAUGUAAGCCAAAUAGCCCCAUAACAUCAAAGAUCUACCACCAUAUUUGACAGUAGGUAUAGGGUUAUUUUCUGCUCAUGCGUUCUCAUUUCGACAAUAAACCCACCACUAUUUUCAUGUCAUCUGACCAAAGCACUGGUUCCAAUCCAAGUGCCGUUUAGCAUGCGCCAGGCGUUUCCAUUUGUUGUAUGAUGUGAAAAUAGAACUCUUUGGCCACACACACCAGUGGUGGGUUUGACAUGUAUGAGAAUCAAUGAGCAUAAAAUAACCCCAUACCUACUGUCAAAUAUGUUGGUGGAUCCUUGAUGUUUUGGGGCCAUUUUGCUUCCACUGGUCCCGGGGCUCAACGGCAUCAUGAACUUUACCCAGGACAUUUUUGCCAAAAACCUGGUUGCCUCUGCCAGGAGGCUGAAACUUGGCUGCAAAUGGAUCUUCCAGCAAGACCAUGACCCCAAGCACACAUCAAAAUCCACAGAGAAAUGGUUAAUUGGCUGCAAAAUCAACAAUGGCCAUCUCAUUCUCUGGACUUGAAGAGUACAGUAUAUAAGCACAGAUGAAUAUCAAGGAUCUGGAAGGAUUGGUCCAAGAUCCCUCCCAAUGUGUUCUCCAAUCUCAAACUAGAUAAGGCUCAGUGUCAUUAUCCUCGCAAGGUGCGGUAUUGAAAACGGUAUUGUCAAUUUUUACAUUUUAGUCAUUUAGCAGACACUCUUAUCCAGAGCAACUUACAGUAGUGAAUGCAUACAUUUCAUACAUUUGUUUUUUUGUACUGGUCACCCGUGGGAAUUGAACCCACAACCCUGGCGUUGCACACACCAUGCUGGCGUUGCACACACCAUGCUCUACCAACUGAGCCACAGGGAAGACCCCUAACUUUGAGAAACAUAAGUAUUACUUGUUAAACAAAGUCUUUCUCUGGACAAUUGUAUUAUAAAAUAAUGUAAAUGUACAAUAUACAGUAGCUCAGUAUUUAAAUUAUUUAUUUUAUACAAUCAUUUUUGCUCAUCUUUUAAGGGUGUCAAUCAUUUCAGACCCCACUAUAUGUCAAAUUAAAGCACUACCAUUAUAUUUCAUAUGCAUAUAACUUAUUUUGUAUUGAUAACCUCACUUUAUACUAUUAUCACCACUGCAAACAGCAGCACUGGGUUCCAAUUUAAACAGCAGCAGUACACUUGAUUUGCAUUUUACCUGUAUUUUGUCUCACCAUGUCUUUAUCUUUGAAUAUGAAUCGUAUGUGCCUUAUGUUCAGGCCCCUUCGGUGACUUGAUGACUUACUAUAAUUAUUUACUGUUGCCAUGCCUCAGGCCAGGGCUAAUGUUUAUGAAUGGAGACAAUCUUUUUAAAACUAUUUAUUACAAUGUAUCUGCUUUAAAGCCAAAGUGUUUAUUGGAUGAAUGAAGAGAACCAUUAUGCUGCUAUGUAUUUGAAUGCUUAUUUUUUUGUUACUUUUUUUACACCCCUUUUUCUCCCCAAUUCUGUGGUUUCCAAUUGGUAGUUAGUAUUGUCUCAUCGCUGCAACUCCCGUACAGACUCGGGAGAGGCGAAGGUCGAGAGCCGUGCGUCCUCCAAAACAACCCAUCCAAGCCGCAUUUGAGUGCUUGACGUAUACAAAAAGUGUAGAUUGCAAUUUGUUCAAUGCUUCUUGUUUUGUACUUUGACUACGUUGGAAGUGUUCACAAUAUUUGAUGUAAUACAAUGUAUGCCACCACCUGA